This is a messenger RNA of Ipomoea nil (Japanese morning glory), 1302 nucleotides long. Its product is annotated as putative deoxyribonuclease TATDN1. Gene Ontology annotation, molecular function: 3'-5'-DNA exonuclease activity. NCBI's taxonomy places the organism in Eukaryota, Viridiplantae, Streptophyta, Magnoliopsida, Solanales, Convolvulaceae. The record is from RefSeq and is a predicted model, not a curated record. The coding region runs from base 105 to 1076 and encodes 323 amino acids. Gene Ontology annotation, cellular component: cytosol. The transcript is spliced from 12 exons.
UCCACGGAAUUGUCCAAAAAACCCCUCGAAAGUCGAAAUCCGACCUAAGUCACUGAAACCUUCUACGACGGCCAUCGGCGCUCCCAACUGAAGCAGCAUCUACCAUGGCGACGAUGCGAAUGAUAGAUAUUGCAGUCAACUUUACAGAUAGCAUGUUCAAAGGAAUAUACAAUGGGAAACAAUACCAUGCUGCUGAUAUUCAAGCUGUUUUGAAGCGUGCCUGGACUGCUGGGGUUGAUAGGAUUAUUGUUACUGGUGGCUCACUUGAGGAAUCAAAGGAAGCUCUUGCAAUUGCAGAGUCAGAUGCAAGACUCUUCUGUACGGUAGGAGUGCACCCAACAAGAUGCAAAGAAUUUGAUGAGAGUGGGGACCCAGAAAAGCAUUUUCAAGAACUCUUUUUACUUGCUAAAGAGGGAGUAGAGAAAGGAAAGGUGGUGGCCAUUGGCGAAUGUGGAUUGGACUAUGAUAGGCUUCAUUUCUGCCCCUCUGAGAUUCAAAAGAAGUACUUCGAGAAGCAAUUUGAAUUAGCAUAUAUGAUGAAGCUGCCAAUGUUCCUUCACAUGCGAGCAGCUGCUCAGGAUUUCUGUGACAUAAUAGAAAGGAAUAAGGAUAAGUUUCGUGCUGGGGUUGUUCACUCUUUCACAGAUAGUUCAGAAGAUCGAGACAAACUUCUUUCAUUCAAUAGUCUUUUUAUAGGUGUUAAUGGUUGCUCUCUGAAGACUGCCGAGAACCUUGAGGUUUUAAAGGGUAUUCCUGUUGAUAGGAUGAUGAUUGAGACAGAUUCUCCGUAUUGUGAAAUCAAGAACACACAUGCUGGGAUUCAUUUUGUGAAGUCUUCGUGGCCAUCUAAGAAAAAAGAUAAGCAUUCUGAAGAAUGUAUCGUUAAAGGUCGCAACGAGCCUUGUAUGGUUAGGCAAGUGCUUGAGGUCGUUGCUGGUGCUAAAGGCAUUGCUGACGUAGAGAAUUUGAGCAAGACACUGUAUCACAAUACUUGCAGGGUUUUCUUUCCCCAUGAUUUGGAUUCCGCAGCAGAAGCACUCCUUGCUAGCAGCCACAAAAGUGACAAAACAGUGUGAAAGAGCUUUCCGCAUUUGUUUGCAAAAGCUUUCUGGUAAUCGUUGCAUCUUCUAAGAGCUUUCCGCAUUUAUUCAAAUUCAGUCCCAAAUUAUGAGAAACCCCAGUUUGCUUAUCAUGGAUAUGUUGUAGAUUAUCAGAUUAUGAAUGUAUUAUUUCACUUGAACUGGGCAUGUAUUACUGAUUGUUUUCUGCCAUAUUUUGCAAUAAAGAAUUGUUUUUGAUCUA